Drosophila novamexicana is the source of this 1111-nucleotide messenger RNA. RefSeq names its product dnaJ protein homolog 1. The transcript has a single exon. Bases 100 to 1077 code for a protein of 325 amino acids. Gene Ontology annotation, cellular component: cytosol. Gene Ontology annotation, molecular function: protein-folding chaperone binding. The record is from RefSeq and is a predicted model, not a curated record. Gene Ontology annotation, biological process: negative regulation of transcription by RNA polymerase II. Lineage: Eukaryota; Metazoa; Arthropoda; Insecta; Diptera; Drosophilidae.
AAAAUUAGCAGUCAGCAUUUUUAAUUAUUUGUCAGAACGUCAAAGGCAUAUGUGUAAAAAGAGCACAGUCAACUGAAUAUAAAAACAACAAUACCAAAGAUGGGCAAGGAUUUUUAUAAGACACUUGGUAUUAGUCGCAACGCCAGGGACGACGAAAUUAAGAAGGCCUACCGCAAACUGGCCCUCAAAUACCAUCCGGACAAGAACAAGAGCUCCAAGGCGGAGGAGCGUUUCAAGGAAGUGGCCGAGGCCUACGAGGUGCUGUCGGACAAAAAGAAACGCGACAUUUAUGAUCAGUACGGCGAAGAUGGCCUCAAGCAUGGCAUACCCGGCAACCACAACGAUCAGAGCGGGACGAGCUUUGCCUACCAGUUCCAUGGCGAUCCGCGCGCCACAUUUGCACAGUUUUUCGGCUCGAGUGAUCCGUUCAGCAUGUUCUUUGGUGAGAAUCUGGAGCAAAUCUUUAUGACAGACGAUAGCAGUCCGCGUGGCCUGUGGAGCGGCAUGGGCAAUUUUCAGUCACGCCCCGAACAGGAUCCCGCCAUUGAGCACGAGCUGUACGUGUCCUUGGAGGACAUCAACAAUGGCUGCAACAAGAAAAUGCAAAUCUCGCGCAUCAAAAUGGCCAACGGCCAGCCCCGCAAAGAGGUCAAAUUGCUCGAUAUCGAGAUCAAGCCCGGCUGGAAAUCGGGCACCAAGAUCACAUUCCCAAAGGAGGGCGACGAGGCGCCCAAUCGCAUACCGGCCGACAUUGUGUUCAUCAUACGCGACAAGCCGCAUCCCCUAUUCCAGCGCGAGGGCAGCGACAUUCACUAUACGGCACACAUAACGCUGAAGCAGGCGCUCUGCGGCGCGACCAUACAGGUGCCCCAGCUGCUGGGCAAUCCGUUUCCGUACUGUAGCAGCGGUGAGAUCAUAAAGCCGAAUACGCUGAAGCGUUUCAAUGAUCGCGGACUGCCCUAUCCGAAGAAUCCGUUGCGUCGCGGCGCGCUAUGUGUCAACUUUGAGAUCAGCUUUCCGGACACGUUGCCAGCGCGCCUGAUCGCGGCGCUGGGCGAGCUGCUGCCCAAUUGUUAACACACGCACACGCACACACACACACGUACACACG